Chanos chanos (milkfish) is the source of this 441-nucleotide messenger RNA. RefSeq names its product MORN repeat containing 4 (gene morn4). The record is from RefSeq and is a predicted model, not a curated record. Lineage: Eukaryota; Metazoa; Chordata; Actinopteri; Gonorynchiformes; Chanidae. The transcript has 4 exons. Gene Ontology annotation, biological process: response to axon injury. Gene Ontology annotation, cellular component: cell projection. The coding region runs from base 1 to 441 and encodes 146 amino acids.
AUGACACUGACAAGGGGAUCUUUCACUUACUCCAGUGGGGAGAAAUACAGUGGCGAGUGGAAAGAGGGAAGGCGUCAUGGAGGAGGAGAGCUGAAGUUCUCUGAUGGCACUUGUUAUAAGGGCCAAUUUGAGAAUGGAUUGUUUCAUGGUUGUGGAGUUCUGGUGUUUCCCGAUGGAUCCAGGUACGAGGGUGAAUUCGCGCAAGGGAAGUUUCAAGGAGUUGGGGUGUUCAGUCGCUUUGACGGGAUGAAGUUUGAGGGAGAGUUCAAAAACGGCCGCGUGGAAGGAUAUGGGCUGCUGACGUUCCCAGACGGAUCUCACGGCGUCCCACGGAACGAGGGGGUGUUCGAGAACAACAAGCUCCUGAAGAGAGAGAAGUGUCAAGCGGUGGUGCAAAGGGCCAAGACCUCAGCCUCAACUGCCCGUGGCCUUUCAGUAUGA